GUUUCAGCGCAUCUUCCAGCAGAGUUCAUUGUGAGAUCUCAGGUCAAGAGGAUGACAGCUCGAGUGUACUGCACCUUGAGUGCUGUUGUAUUGUGUCUGUCUGCAUGCUUGAGUACAACAGAUGCCGAAGUCAAAGUGUCUGGUCAGUGUCCGGCGACGCUGACGGUCAUGCCGUCCAGUCGAGGAUGUACUUCUGAUGGAGACUGUACUGGAGGACACAAAUGCUGUCAAUUUCCCUGUGGACAUGCGUGUGUGCCACCUAUUUUCACAAAACCAGGAGAGUGUCCAAGCAAAAUAACUGGAGCAGGAACGUGUGUGGAGUUCUGUGCCUAUGAUGGUGACUGUCCGAACGUUGAGAAAUGCUGCAGUAAUGGAUGUGGACAUCAGUGUGUGGCUCCAAAUACAGGGAAGCCUGGGGCUGAACCGCCAAAGCCUGCGCAGAAGCCUAAACCUGCACCGAAGCCUAAACCUGCACCGAAGCCUGCGGCCGAACCACCGAAGCCUACCGGCAAAGCAUGCUACAAAGCCUGCCGCCAAACCAUCAAAGCCUGCAUCGAAACCUGCCACGAAACCUCCGGAGGCUGCCGUUAUACCGCCAAAGCCUGUGCCAAAGCCUGCCGCAAAACUAACAAACCCUGUUUCAAAGCCUGCCACCAUUCCCCAAAGCCUCCAGUGUAUGCUGAAAACGGUCAUAAUUGUCAUGAAACGUAG
Messenger RNA from Rhinichthys klamathensis goyatoka, 711 nucleotides. Its product is annotated as perlwapin-like. Gene Ontology annotation, molecular function: peptidase inhibitor activity. Bases 52 to 711 code for a protein of 219 amino acids. The record is from RefSeq and is a predicted model, not a curated record. Lineage: Eukaryota; Metazoa; Chordata; Actinopteri; Cypriniformes; Leuciscidae. The transcript has 4 exons. Gene Ontology annotation, cellular component: extracellular region.